Solea solea (common sole) is the source of this 3995-nucleotide messenger RNA. It is a transcript of the gene tfap2b, whose product is annotated as transcription factor AP-2 beta. NCBI's taxonomy places the organism in Eukaryota, Metazoa, Chordata, Actinopteri, Pleuronectiformes, Soleidae. The transcript is spliced from 7 exons. Bases 599 to 1936 code for a protein of 445 amino acids. The record is from RefSeq and is a predicted model, not a curated record. Gene Ontology annotation, cellular component: nucleus. Gene Ontology annotation, molecular function: DNA-binding transcription factor activity, RNA polymerase II-specific; RNA polymerase II transcription regulatory region sequence-specific DNA binding. Gene Ontology annotation, biological process: anatomical structure development; regulation of transcription by RNA polymerase II; regulation of cell population proliferation.
UUUUGCGCACAAAUGGUUUGUGCCAAAGUGUCUCCAAAGACAGGAGCGUGCGCUUUCCUUGCGUCAGAUUUUGUUUUCAAAAGUCCCCCAAAGCGAUUAUGUCUGUGAUGGGGGGGAUUCCUCGCGGGUCUGGGGACCCUGUUCUGCUCUCUCCUGUCUGAACACGAGAGUUAGAGUCUUCCUUCUUCUUCUUCUUUUACAUAUCCUGCUGUUCGCGCGUCGUUUCAGCUCUCCGUGGAAUUUAAACGUCACUCACGGUUGCGCGAGAGGCUUCACGCUCCGUGUGUCGCCAGUCCCCCUGCCUCGCGCACAUUAAUAUUCCUGUAAGUCCCAGUCAUGAAUAACAAUUACUCCAUAUACCGGGGGUAGAGAGGAGAGGCGGGAGCUCGGUGCUCACAGUCAGAGCGGCGGCAGCUCCGGGCGCAGGAAGCUUCAGUGUGGAGCUGGAGAUCAGGCCGAGUCUGACACUGAAAAAAACAACACGAGCGGCUUUUUUCUCCUGGAAUGAGUUUGGCUGUUUGGGCCAAACAACGUCUCCACUAUAGCGCACUGCUGUUUUACCGGGAGCCCACUCGUGACACCCAGAGAGGCUUUACAGAUGUUAGUUCAUUCUUACUCCACCGCGGACCGGCAUGACGGUGUCUCGAGCCACAGCUCGCGCCUGUCCCAGCUGGGCUCCGUGUCGCAUGGGGGACCCUACUCCAGCGCGCCGCCGCUGUCUCACGCGCCCUCGUCGGACUUCCAGCCUCCGUACUUCCCGCCGCCGUAUCAGCCGCUCGCUCACUACCAGAGCCAGGACCCGUACUCCCACGUCAGCGACCCGUACUCGCUGAACUCCCUGCACCAGAGCCAGCAGGGCGCAUGGGGCGCGCGGCAGCGGCAGGACGCCGUCGGGGAACGGAUGGACAGCUCGGCUCUGUUGGCGCAGCCGCGGGCCUCGCUGCCUCAGCUGUCCGGUCUUGACCCACGGCGGGACUACGGUGUACGGAGGCCCGACGUGCUGCUGCACUCCACCCACCCGGGACUGGAUUCUGGGAUGGGCGACGGGCUGCUGCACGGGCUGCACGGUAUGGAGGAUGUUCAGACCAUUGACGACACCAACGGAACGAACAUCCUGGACCAAUCGGUAAUUAAGAAAGGUGUGUACAUACACACACACACAGUUCCAAUGCCUCCCAAAAACGUGGGCUCUCUGAUGCUCGGUAAGGACGGCCUGAUCGGUGGAAUCACCGUCAACAUUAACGAGGUGUUCUGCUCGGUACCGGGCCGCCUGUCGCUGCUCAGCUCCACCUCCAAGUACAAAGUGACCGUAGGGGAGGUGCAGAGGAGACUGUCCCCGCCCGAGUGCCUCAACGCCUCCCUGUUAGGAGGAGUGCUGAGAAGAGCAAAGUCCAAAAACGGUGGAAAGUGUUUGAGGGAAAAACUGGAGAAGAUUGGACUGAAUUUACCUGCAGGAAGACGCAAAGCUGCCAACGUCACAUUACUAACGUCUCUUGUAGAAGGUGAAGCGGUCCACCUGGCCCGGGAUUUCGGUUACAUCUGCGAGACGGAGUUUCCCACCAAAGCCGUGAGCGAGUACCUCAACCGGCAGCACGCGGACCCCAACGAGCUGCACACGCGGAAAAACAUGCUGCUGGCGACAAAACAGCUGUGUAAGGAGUUCACAGACCUGCUGGCCCAGGACAGAACUCCACUGGGCAACUCCAGGCCCUCGCCCAUCCUGGAGCCCGGCAUCCAGAGCUGCCUCUCCCACUUCUCCUUCAUCACGCACGGCUUCGGCUCGCCCGCCAUCUGUGCCGCCCUCACCGCCCUCCAGAACUACCUCACCGAGGCUCUCAAAGGACUCGACAAGAUGUUUCUCAACAACCCGCCCAACAGCCGGCACGGCGACGCCGGCAACAAGGUCGGCGACAAAGACGACAAGCAGCGGAAAUGAAGCACGGGGGAAGGGGAGGAAAGGGGAAUUUUAAUAAAAAAAGAAAAAGAAGAAGAGGAAGUAGAAGAAGAAGGGGAGCAAGGAUGGAGAGGCAGCAGCAGCCACACACACACACACACACACACACUAGCUUUACACCACUGCGACUGACAGGCCACACACACACACACACACACACGAGGCUGAAGAGGACGAAGAGUCAGAGGAAGAGGAGACACACACCCGUGGGCCAGAGUCAGAGAGCACAGAGGGAUUUUUCAUCUGUGUUACGUUCUUUUCAUUCCCCCCGAGGACAUGAUGGUUACUGUGUUACAUCCAUUUUGCUCCCCCUGCCUGCAUCCUGUGAGACUGAGACGCUGUGAGCAGCCCACAGACAAUGUUGUGUACAUGUGAUGUGUGCCUGAAUGAAUGAAUGAGUGAAUGAGUGUGUGUGUGUGGGUGGGUGGGGCUGGGUAUCUGACUUUAAAACGUUUGUGGUAUCAAACUUCCUCUCCAUCGCCUAAUGUCCAUGUUAAAUGUCAGUAGUCGGCGAGCCAAUCAGCAUGCAGCGUGACGUCUGACCCAAAUCUAACAGUGCUCUGAUUGGCUGACUUCCUGGAGCCAACAGGAAGUCACGACAAGACAUUGGAGCUCAUGGUGCGUUCCUGCUGAUUAUACUCCAUGUACGGUCACUUCCUGGUUUUUAAUAAUAAUCCAGCCCGAUAAUUCUAGAUAAUCUGACAGCCAACGAUGCAGAGAUCAGAAUCGAUAAAAUACAAGAAACAACUGAAUAUUUAGAUAGAAGAACAAAAUAGAGACUGAUAAGAAUAAGAGCACAAAAAGAGAUGAAAAAUAUUAAAUAAAAUAAGAGCUCAGUGUGAGUAGAACAGAGCGUUCUGCACAAGUUACACAGUGUUUAGCAACAAAUUAAAGAAUGUAUUGGAGGUUGCUCUCUGCUGCUGAAUUUAAAACUCCCUUUGCAUUUUUAGGCCAUUGUGAAUUUGUCAAGUCUCACUACUAAAAGACGUUUCCCCUUAACGAUAACUGACCUUAAGUAAAGGAGAAGACUUAUAUUUAAGCAGAAGUUGUAAGUGACACUUUAAAGAGUAUUAAAGUCAGUUGUAGUCAGAAUGUCCGAGUUCCGAACGCAGCCUCAGUUCGGAUUUUUCACAGCAAAUUGCACUUCUGCCGUGUUUGUUUCACAGUAAAUCAGUCGUACAACAAAAUAAGUCAUUUCUGUAUGGUUUUUUUAUUAAUAGAUUCAUUUUGCAUUAAAAAUAUGUUUAUAUUGGGAAAUAUUAAUAGUUCCAUAUCAAAACAAAGACUUUUAUUUUGAAAUUAUGUGAAAUAUCGUCAUAAAAGCAUUAUUUCGGUGUCUUUUGCCCAAAAAGUUGGAACUUUGUGUCACAUUUUUCUCUGCCCUGAGGUCAUUCGAGUCCGAGUGUGUUGUUAUUGCCUGGUAUUACCAACGAUGACUAUAGUGUGCGUCCAUGUUCUCAGACUUCUGAAUUGAACUCCCAGUGUCUUGUUUUAAGAGGCUGGUGUGUGUUUGAUGACCGAUACUAGAGCAGAUUUAAUCAAAUUGGUAUUGAGAAAAAGUAUCAUUCAGGAAUUGAAGUCCAGAUAUCGAUCAUGAUACCAUAUCAAAAGUUUUGAAUCAUUACCCAGCCCUCUGUGUGUGUGUGUGUGUGUGUGUGUGUGUGUGUGUGUGUGUGUGUAAACUGUUGGACGAGCAUUUUAUCUGUGAAACAGGUUGAUUUUCGGUGACUUAACACAGGGAGGGUAUUAAUUUAUGUGUGUAAAUAUUUAUUUAUAUUAAUUUAAAUGAACGGUUGUGUAAAUAGGUUGACCUGCGGUUUUGGACGAGGCCUAUUUAUCUGUGAUUUGACCUUUGUGAGCUGUCGGGGCAGGUGGGCGGGGGCAGGGGCGGGCUUAAAGGACUCACACCCAGUGUUUUGGGGUUUUUUUCUGUUCUUAUAGAGCUGUUGUCAUGGUGCUGAUGAUGGGUAGACAUGCUUCUUAUUGUCCAGUGAUUUCAUUUCUAUCACACUGAUAAUAAACCAUGUGUUUUAUUAUUAUA